Molecule: messenger RNA, 945 nt
Organism: Menidia menidia (Atlantic silverside)
Lineage: Eukaryota; Metazoa; Chordata; Actinopteri; Atheriniformes; Atherinopsidae
Source: the annotation of a GenBank genome assembly
UUGUGCCCAUUCCAGAAGAUGGAGUGUGUUUCUCUCCCACCGCUGUCCACUUUUGCCGUUUGUGGGGGCACCCAUGGAAACGAGAUGACAGGGGUGUACGCCGUGAGGGAAAUGGAGAAACACACGGCAAAAAAGAAGGGAUCUGUCUCCAUCACUGCUGUCCUGGCAAAUCCACGAGCUGUUGAUGCCUGCAGAAGAUACACAGAUACCGACCUCAACCGCUGUUUUACAGACGCUUUGUUGAGUUCUCCCAUAACAGAUUCAUCACCCUAUGAGCUCAGCAGAGCUCAGGAGCUGAACACCCAGCUGGGACCCAAAGGGAGUGAAAAGGCCGUGGACCUGCUUGUAGAUCUGCACAACACUACCGCCAACAUGGGCCUGUGCCUCAUUUUUUACUCCGUAGAUUGGAUCACCCUGCACAUUUAUAAAUAUAUACAGAGUAAGAUGCCCUCAAUGCCUGUGAAAGCGAUCCAGCUGGACAUUCCCAUCUCCGAUGCUUACUCCCUGGAAUCGGUGGGAAAGCAUGGGUUCGCAAUAGAAGCCGGGCCUCAGCCCGGAGGGGUGCUCAGAGCUGACAUCUUCAACAUGGUGAAGGAAGCAGUGGAUCACACAAUAGCAUGGCUGGAGGAGUUCAAUUCUGGUUGCACUUUUGAGGGGGGUGAAGUGGAAGCAUAUACUUUCAUUAGAAGUGUUGACUACCCAAGAGACCAGGCCGGAGAAUUAACUGCUGCUAUCCACCCCAAGCUACAGGAUAAUGACUUCCAGCUUCUGCGGCCCGGGGAUCCCAUAUUCCUGACGUUUUCCGGGGAGACGGUGAAGCAUGAGGGAGAAGAGCUCUACCCCUUCUUUGUGAAUGAAUGCGCUUAUUAUGAGAAGAAAAUCGCAUUCCAUUUAGCUCGGAAGACCACUUUCACCUUUCCCUCCAUAUGCGUAGCAAAAGACUGA